AUGAUUGUCAAUGUAGAAAAUCUCAAGAAAUCAACAACAACAAACCGCCUAAAACUAACAAGGUGCGGAGGCGGGGUCCCCGAGCUGAAGCUGGGAGUGAGCGGCGCGCAGCCGAGCUCCCGCCCCGCCCUCGGCCGCUCCGGAGCCGGUGCAGCGUCCUCACCGCGUGGCCGGCGAGUGAAAGGCGUGGGGACUGCCGCUCCGGCAUUCCGGACGGCCACAGCGCCUGGCCUCGGAGAAGAGCAGAACUUUGAACUAGCAACAUUUUUGGUCAAUGGGAUAAUCUCCCUCGCUUUGGCUCUCGAUUAUGAGUUAAAGCCCUGCACUGUUUUCCCUCCCCCGAACCUCUCGCGCUGCUGGCGGGAGCCCUCCCGCGCGCCGGAGCGCAGAGCAGAGGCUGCCGAGGCCUCCAGGGGCGGGAGGCGGCCGCCGGCCGGUCCUCCAGGAGCCCGCGCCCCGCUGCGCGGGAGUCCGGGCCCCGGAGGUGGAUGGCGCUAG
This is a messenger RNA of Capra hircus (goat), 498 nucleotides long. RefSeq lists its product as uncharacterized. The record is from RefSeq and is a predicted model, not a curated record. Lineage: Eukaryota; Metazoa; Chordata; Mammalia; Artiodactyla; Bovidae. Bases 1 to 498 code for a protein of 165 amino acids. The transcript is spliced from 2 exons.